AUGGGGUCGAGAGUUCUGAAUCGGGAUCAUUUUCCGGUUUGCCCUUUCGGAGGUUCAGAAGGUAAAAAAGAAAGAUGCCAUCGCCAUUUUUUUUUUUCAACAGUCUGAUAGGAAUUUAGCUGAAAAGGUCGCGUGCUGGAUAACUUCAGACUCACUCGUUUGAAUCUACUGCUCACCUGAAAAAAAUCACUGUCUUUAACAGGCAAAGAACAAAAAAAAAAAAUCAAAGAUGACUGCCUAAUUUUUCAAAUCAAUCUUUGGGAAGAAACUUCUUGGUUUUUUUAUUUUGCACGUUUCGAAAUUAUUCGUUCUUCAAAAAUAUAGGCAUUAUUCUCUUUUAGACACGCAAGAACUCGAAAAUAAGUCACACCUGAAAUAACCGAUAUUUUUUUUUUACGAAUCUCUAAACAAUUUUUUUUAGUUCACUGUAGACUCUUGAAAAUUUGGCUGCAAAGAGGCGGAGCUAGAGAUUCCAUAAGUGUCCGAAAGAAAGUUUGGCGCCGUCCUUUCACCUGCAAAUUUCCGAGCGGCGAUUUCUUUCUUGACGCAUUUUGUUAUUAAAUUAUGAUGGCGGCCAUUUUUCAGGUAGAAACGUGCUUGGAGAUUGCACAGCUAUUCGGCUGAAUGUCGCUUCUUGGCGUAUUUUUAUUCUUCUCUUCAGUUCUAUCAACAGAAAUGCUACCAACGCCGUUCAAAAACGGUGAUAACCUUUUUACUUCGAUAAUCUUGAAUAGGGGGCAAAUCUUUUUCUGAAGGCUCUUUGGAUUAACUUUUAUUUUAAUAUUUGAACGUUCAGGAAAACUUUUAAUGUAUGUUUUGGAUUUAUAUACAUAAUGGGUCUAAAUUAUAUUUUAUACAAAUUUUGGAAAAUUUUUGCUCGAAAUUUCAUCUGUUAACCAUCCAUUUCAGAAACGCUUCUGAAAAAAAAAGACUUGGUCAUCAGUAACCCUACCAUAGUUCUAACUCUACGGCAAAAUCGGACGGUGAGAAAUUACAAUGUCUCCAUUUAGAAAAUAGUGUUAUUGAAGGAUUAUCAUCAGCGAUCCUCCAACUCCAAACAUAGAGAGAAAACCGUAUCUGAUGAGAAAUUCAGAAACAACGGAAGCGGCAAGAAAGCUUGGAAACCGCGUACCCAACCUUUAUCACGCGUAGGAAUAAUGCUAAUUUUCCAACGAAAAUUUCGAAACGAGACUUUCUUGCAGACAGUCACUAGAAAAAGAGUGAGAGGAACAAACUCCUCAGUUCUACCUUACUGGCACUACGGAGUCCAAACGAGUCAAACAAAUCUGGACUUCCAGAAUCAUGUUCGUUCUUUUUCGAAAAAAGCGCUGAUGAAAAAAAGUAUAUAACAUUUUUUUUUCAUCAAAGAGUUCAGACUUUCACAUUGUAUAUUUCCACAAAGGAUAUUUCAGAAUGUGAUCAUGAAAGCAUCAGAAGACAUCAACUCAAGAAACCAGACGAAUCUCUCGACGGCCAACAGGAUAAGGAAAAAUGAUGUCGUUAAAAAGUCGAUCCAUCCAUUGAAAAUGGUAAGUACGGCCAAAUACACCAAUUGACGGCACACUUAUGAAAUUAUUUUUUCUGAGUUUUUUGCGAAGAACAUAAUCCUUGAAACAAAUAAGAAGGGAUGGAAUGGGAUAACUCUUGCAAAAACUUAUCGAAAUAAUUUUUAAUUACUUCUCAUCGUCAGAGAAAAAAGUCGAAUUCCGGACAUCCCUUCCUGCUACGGCUCAAGAAAACAGACUGAGAUAAUUUCAACUUGCAGAAAAAAAAGGUUGAGCUCGAUGAGAAACCAGGAAUCCAGAAGGAGAAUUCUGUCAAUGAAAGGAAAAGCUCAUUUAAUUACACCGCGCAGGAUACUUCUAAAUUAAAAACUCAAACAAUCCAAACCAUUGACAAGUUUGCUGAUUCUCUCACUCUUUCGAAAAUACUUUGCAUUUCAGAACCAAAACGACCGCUUUGGGUUCCAAAACGUUCAACCCAGUUCGAAUACCGCAUUACAACUUUCUGAAGGUAAUUCAGUAUAACUUUGGCUCAAUUUAAAUUCUUUCGCAGCCCAAAAAAGCGUCACACAAAAAUCCGAACGACCUCGUCCUGUUUCUCCAGAGCAGCAGCGUUCGUCGGAAACCAGCAGUUCCCAUAUCACCAGUUAGUGACUUUCAUGAAAAAAAGACAACCGAUUAAUUUUUUGUACAUUUAUUUAGCUUCGGCCAAUAGACGGACGAGGAGUUGAUGAUCCAAAAAAUUUUUUGAUAAAAAACCUUGAGUGUACGCAUAUGAGAGGACCGCAGUGGAAUUGAAUAUUUUUUAUUAUUUUCGAUCCAACUUGUUAGUCAAAAAUCUCUACGUUAGAACAAUUCAGCCUCGCUUCCUUUUGUCUUCUUUGAACCGUCGUGUGAAAGAAGGCAAACCAUGCUACAUCAACAAAUACGGUUAUUCGACGUUCAAUAUCUAUUUUAUCCAGAAAGCUUCAGGGUUCGAGUGCUGCGACAAACAGUUGGAGACUAUUAUGCUUGAAAGCUAUGAGCAAACAAAAAAAAGAUUCAAAGAAUUCAGCUUAAGAACAAUAGCGGAAAGCAUCAAACAAGACGCUAACAAGUUGUAAGUAGGUCGAUAAGUUCUCAAUUUGAAGUUACUCAGUUUCAAUGACUACUUCGAAUCGGUUGUGUCUAUUCGCGACUUCUACAUAACGGCAGAAUCUUCACUUUUUUGCAAAAUACAAGCAGACAACUACAUAAUUCAUGCUUAUGUAAGCGGAAAUUAGUUUCAACUGUUUUUCAUAAAAGUUUCAGAAGAGAGGCUCAGCUAACAAUAAGGCAAAAACAGGUAGUAAAUGCGUUUUUGAGAAAAAAGGUUUAUUCAGAUUUUAACCGAUCGGCGGAAAUCCCCUUUCACGAACUAACACGAGAUCGAAUCAAGCAGAACGCAACUAUCAUUCUCGCUAACCUGGACUGA
Messenger RNA from Caenorhabditis auriculariae, 2955 nucleotides. NCBI's taxonomy places the organism in Eukaryota, Metazoa, Nematoda, Chromadorea, Rhabditida, Rhabditidae. The record is from the annotation of a GenBank genome assembly.